AUGAUGUCGCUGGAACAUGAUCACGAAAAGAAUGGCGGUGUUGAAACUAGUCAAGUCGUGGUCUCUGAAGACCGCAUUAUUAAGGACGGUGGCCUUACUUUCACGGCAGCCGAGGGCAUCAAUUCCACUGCCGUCACCUACCAAGAUGCAGCCGGUGCCCCCGUAGAAACGAAUUCUCCGCUUGGAUAUUCAGUGAGCUUUUGGACCAGUUUGUGCUUGAAUAUUAACCAGAUGAUUGGAACUGGUAUCUUUUCAACACCCGCCUCAAUUCUUGAGGGAGUCGGCUCGGUUGGACUCACUAUGGUCUACUGGUUUAUCGGAUACCUUCUUUCAGAGAGCACCCUUGCACUCUACCUGGAGUUCACCUCUUACUUCCCCAGUCGAUCCGGGGCCGAGGUCGUAUACCUCGAACAGGCAUUUCCAUUCCCCAAAUAUUUCUUCCCGACAAUAUUUGCCGCAAAGCAUGUGGUUUUCUCUUUCGGAAGCAGUAAUGCUGUGGUACUGGCGGAGUAUAUAUUCGGAAUUGGUGGGCUGUCAUACACAAAUUGGCAGCUAAAGGGUGUUGCAGUGGCAGCCUACACAGUUGCAUUUAUCGCUGUGAGUGUUAACACAAAAUGGUCGAUGCGACUUGUUGUUUUCUUCGGCUUCGUGAAGGUUUUGACAUUGCUCUUAAUUUCAAUCGCGGGACUGGUCGUACUCGGUGGCCAUACAAGGGUCGUGGACCCCAAAGUCAAUUGGCGCGAUCCGUGGGAAGGUACAUCAGGCGCAACAGCCUAUGGCGCUACCAACGCAAUGGUCAAGCUUGUAUUUUCCUAUGCCGGUUAUACCAAUGCGUUCAGUGUUGUAAAUGAAAUCAAAAAUCCCGUUAAAACACUCCGAUGGAGCGCGCCAAUCUCGCUUCUGAGCGUGACAAUACUCUACAUCCUUGUUAAUGUCGCAUAUUUUUCAGCAGCAUCGCGGGAAGAAAUCCUCGCAUCAAAGCAAAUUGCAGCAGCCAUUUUCUUCGAGAAGGUGUUUGGCUCUAACCAAGUCGCGCGUGGGUUGAAUGUACUCAUCUGUGCGGCCGCGUUCGGCAAUUUGAUGGUUGUCAUGAUCAACUAUUCACGCAUGCUUCGUGAGACAGGAAGAGAAGGCGUUCUCCCCUAUCCUAAGUUUUGGACUUCCACAAAGCCAUUUGGAACCCCGCUUGGGCCGUACAUCGUACAAUGGACAAUCACUGUGAUAAUGAUCAUCGCGCCUCCAGCUGGUGACGCCUUCAACUUUAUUGUCGAUCUUGCGGUCUAUCCUGGCAAUAUCUUCAACUUUUUACUCGUCAUCGGUCUUUUGAUAAUUCGCAGAAAACGCGCAAGACUUGGCUUGCCAAGGCCGGAAUACCGAGCAUGGAAUAUCGCGAUUGCCUUUGCGCUCCUCACCAACGUGUAUAUGUUGAUUGCGCCUUGGUACCCACCAUCAACCGGCGCAAAUGGCGGAGACGUCAGCUUUUGGUAUGGCACAUAUCUGGUGGUGAGCAUUGGACUAUUGGUUGCGUGUGGUAUUUACUACUAUUUCUGGAUUUGCUUGAUCCCUCGUUGGAAAGGAUAUGAGCACCGGAAGGCUCUUGUCGAGCUCGAUGAUGGAACUGUUACUCAUCAACUUACCAGAGUUCCGAAGAGCGAUGUGGCGCAAUGGGAUGAAGCACACGACGCCACAGGUCGGCUCCAUCGGCGAAUCGGCUAUAGUGGCACACUCUAA
Penicillium brevicompactum is the source of this 1731-nucleotide messenger RNA. Its product is annotated as amino acid transporter. Lineage: Eukaryota; Fungi; Ascomycota; Eurotiomycetes; Eurotiales; Aspergillaceae. Gene Ontology annotation, cellular component: membrane. Gene Ontology annotation, biological process: amino acid transmembrane transport. The transcript has 8 exons. Gene Ontology annotation, molecular function: L-amino acid transmembrane transporter activity. The coding region runs from base 1 to 1731 and encodes 576 amino acids. The record is from RefSeq and is a predicted model, not a curated record.